GGGCGUCUUUCUCUUGCUGUGCCUUUGUCUGUUUUUGUGGGCCUGACUGAUGCACAUUUGCUUUAAGUUUUUGAAGUUGUCACCUGCAUUGGAAACGUUGGAAGAGGGCCUGAUGCGCAACUCGUAGGUGACUGUUUUGCAGGCUGAAAUGACAUUUCACAGCUGGAUGCCAAACCCGAUCACGACGUUCCAUCCCCUCCACUCGAUUUGAGUGAAGAUGAUUCGCAUUCGUAAUCCCCACCACGUACCUUUUCUCCAUCAGACGGAGCAGCUCCGAGAGGCGGGGACCCUUUGCGACACCCUUCUCACCGUGGAGGGCCGUUCGUUCAAAGCACACGCUCUCAUCCUUGCUUUGGCCAGCAAAAGACUGCAGCGUCAAUUAACAAGUCAGCACGGUUCAGCGCCGAAGUACAGCUGCGCUAUAGAAAGCGUCUCUUCUCACACCUUCAAGCAGAUCCUGGACUAUGUGUACAGUGAAUCGGUGGAGGUGCCCAAAGAUGAUCUGACCGAGCUUUUGAAGGGCGCUCAGUACCUGGAGGUGGAAUCUUUGGUAGAGCAGUGCCAAGCACAACUUAGGAGACCGAAGUCUCCUACCGAGAAACUCAUUUCACUCCAAGAUGACAAAAUGUACGAUCAUCUGUCGAAAAAAAGCCAGACGUUGGAUGAAGACCACCAAGACUGUAUAUCUAUAGAAGAAGAAAGCUCAGAUAAAGAUGACGGGAACAUGAAGAAAAAAAGUUGUUCUCCGGUGUCUCCACAGGUUCUCGGUUCUUCCAGAGAGACCAGCAUUUCGUCCACGACUCUGUCUCCAUCCCAACGCCUCUGCUGGCCACCGGUUAGCCCGUCUCGAAACGUGGUGUUCAACUGCAGAGAAUUCAUGACCUUUCACUCUCUCCGCGCCUCCCAGCACAUGUUGACGUAUCCCUACCCGUCACCCAUGUACCCCAUUCUCCCUCGCUCGCUGCAUCCUCAGGUGCCCUCUUCAGUCAUGGGUUACACAGGGAUGUUUCACCCCUAUCACAGUCUCAUUCACUCACCUUCAAUGACUCAAGACAACCCCUUCAUGCAGGGCCUAAGGGGAAAGAGCGCCUCUGUCAAUGCGGUUUUAACAAGAUCCAUGCCGGAGGAUCAAGAAAGGAAGCCAAAAGUACAAGAGGAGAGGGAGAUAUGUUGCAGAUACUGUGGUAAACCGGCGCUGGAAAACCCCUGGAGGUCGAUGAACGGGCCGUCAGCUUCAGCAGGUUCAGAUGAGAUGACUUUCCGGUGUAAAUUUUGCGGGCGAGGUGGACGGGAUAAGAGAUCACUGCGUUCACUCAGGAAGGGUAUUGGAGGAGAGAAGCCAUACCAGUGUAAACAGUGUACCAAAAGGUUCAGUCUGAAGCACCAGCUGGACACACAUCACAGAGUACACACAGGUGAGAAACCAUUCGAGUGUCGGCUGUGUGGCCAGCGUUCACGCGACUACUCAGCUAUGAUAAAGCACCUGCGAACACACGGCGGUGCCACUCCAUACCAGUGCACACUAUGUCUGGAGUUUUGUAGUAGCCUGGCAGCCAUGCAGAAACAUCUGAAGAAUCACCCAUCCCAGGAUUUCCCACCAGACUGGAGUCUGAGCAGCACGUAUCUAUAUAACUGUCAUACCUGACGCUCACAUCUGCGUCGACGAUGACGAAUGAGAUCUGGGGUUUAUGUGAAAAUUAAUUUUUCUAUGCAGCUUUGAAAUUAUGAAUAAUUUCUAUAAACCAAUGUUAAAAUUCCAAGCCAUAACAUAAAUAUUAUAAUAUAUAUAUUUAUAUAUACCUAAUAUAUACAUGUAUACAUUACAGGAGUCACCAGUGAUGGAUUACAAUGUGGUAGCUGGUAAUUUGCCAUACUUUAAAAUGUAAUUUCAAUAAACUUUGUUUAUUUAUUGAGCUGACAAAAUUGAUGCCAUUAAUUAAUCUGAGUGAUUUUGCAUACAAUCUUUUAAUAAAAGCAUUAUAUUGUGAUUAAAAUGCAAUGUUCAUUGCAAUCAUUGAAGCGGUUUUGUUUAAAGCUCUGCAAAUGAGAAUCUCAGGUCCCAGAUGAAGUCGAGAUCUUUGACUUCUUGAACUUCCUCUUUUAUUGCUACAGUCUUUGCGCAGCUCUGUGCACUUUAUAGUUAAAGUCAAGCAAACAUAAAAAGACAUUUGUAGUGGUGCUAGAAAGACAAUAAGUAUCAUCGAGUGUUUUGUCAGCAUAUGAAAGCAAGAGUAUUUAACUAGUUAUAAAUUAAUGGUUUGUGCUUUCCAGUAAUUUAUAAUUGUAAUUAAUGCAAAAUAAGUCAAUAAAACAUGAAU
Paramisgurnus dabryanus is the source of this 2318-nucleotide messenger RNA. It is a transcript of the gene zbtb32, whose product is annotated as zinc finger and BTB domain containing 32. The record is from RefSeq and is a predicted model, not a curated record. NCBI's taxonomy places the organism in Eukaryota, Metazoa, Chordata, Actinopteri, Cypriniformes, Cobitidae. Gene Ontology annotation, biological process: regulation of transcription by RNA polymerase II. Gene Ontology annotation, molecular function: protein binding; DNA-binding transcription factor activity, RNA polymerase II-specific. Gene Ontology annotation, cellular component: nucleus.